AUGAUGAGUACUCAUCCUUUGGAGAAACAGUACUGCAUCUCACGACCAAUAUACUCCAACCAUAACUUUGAGGAGGACAAUGAGAGACAAGUCCGAGAGACCAAGAGCCUGAGACAAAGGCUCAGCACGAAUUUUGAAUGCUCAGGUAGGAGGGCCUUACAGGUGGUUAAAGGUCUCUUCCCUAUCCUGGAAUGGCUCCCAAAAUACCCGGUCAAGCUGUGGUUGCCUAGUGACAUCAUCUCUGGAGUCAGCACUGGACUGGUGUGCAGCUUACAAGGUCUGGCGUUUGCGCUGCUGGUAUCUGUUGCUCCAGUAUAUGGACUGUACUCUGCUUUCUUCCCCAUUCUCACCUACUUUUUGCUUGGCACCUCCAGGCACAUCUCUGUAGGUCCAUUUCCUGUAACCUGUCUGAUGGUGGGCUCAGUGGUCCUGACACUUGCUCCAGAUGAAAAUUUUCUACGUCCUGUAAAUGGCAGCACUACUGGGAAUGGAUCAUCUCACGAUGGUUUCAUAGUGGAUGUGAAAGCCAGGGAGGAAUACAGGAUUAUGGUGUGCUCUACUAUGACUGUUCUGAUUGGAGUGUUUCAGCUGGCCAUGGGUGCGUUGCGUGUGGGCUUUCUGGUGCGGUACCUGUCAGAUCCACUGGUGGGAGGAUUCACCACAGCAGCAGCAUUCCACGUGUUUGUCUCUCAGAUCAAGAUCGUCCUCUCUGUGCCAACCAACAACUACAAUGGGCUUUUUUCUCUUCUUUAUACGCUAAGAGAUAUAUUUCAAAACAUUAGACAAACCAAUGUGGCUGACCUAGUUGCUGGUUUGCUGACCAUUCUCAUAGUGAUGGUUGUGAAGGAAAUUAAUGCAAAAUACCAGCACAAGAUUCCUAUUCCAAUACCCAUCGAAGUAAUUGUGACAGUGAUUGCUACAGGGAUCUCCUAUGGUGCAAACCUGGAUUCCCGCUAUGGCGCCAGUAUUGUCCGCAACAUCCCGAGGGGGUUCACUCCAGUUCGACCACCAAACACAGAACUCUAUGGAACCAUCGUGAGCUCUAGUUUUUCCACAGCAGUGGUGGGCUAUGCAGUGGCAGUUUCAGUAGCUAAAGUCUAUGCAGCGAAAUAUGACUAUGUCAUAGAUGGCAAUCAGGAGCUCAUAGCAUUUGGUAUCAGCAAUAUAUUCUGUGGCUGUUUCUCCAGCUUUAUUGCCAGCACAGCACUGUCUCGCACUGCAGUGCAGGAAAGCACAGGAGGAAAGACUCAGGUGGCUGGAAUAAUCUCAGCCUUCAUAGUGAUGAUAGUGAUCUUGGCUGUUGGGCACCUGUUACAGCCACUACAGAAGUCUGUGCUGGCUGCCAUCGUCAUUGCUAACCUGAAAGGAAUGUUUAUGCAGGUGACUGAUGUACCAGUGCUCUGGAGACAGAACAGAGUCGACUGUUAUGUCUGGGUGGCCACCUGUGUGCUGUCCAUCAUUCUAGGACUUGAUGUCGGUUUACUGGCUGGUCUGGUGUUUGAGAUGGGUACUGUGGUGGUCAGGACGCAGUUCCCUGCCUGUUCUACACUGGGAAACAUCCCUGCCACUGACAUCUACAGGAAUGUAAAGGAUUACAAAACUGUCGAGGAAAUUCCGGGAGUAAAGAUUUUCAAGUGCAGCUCGCCAAUAUACUUUGCCAACAUUGACUACUUCAAAGAAAGAUUGAGAGAUUCAGUUGGGUUUGAUUCGGUUCGAGUGUUUAAGAAGAGGAACAAAGCACUGAAGAAGAUCCAUAGACUGAUUAAAAAAGGGAAACUGCAGGCAAAAGAGGAGGGGGUGGUGUCUGUGGUCUCACUAGGUGUGGAUAAUGAGGCCUAUGAGAGUGAGCAGGACCCUGGGCAGGUCAAGAACAGUGGUCAGCCCAACUCAGAGACAGAUAUUCGAGUGGAUUGGACUUUGGAGUUGCCGGUUAAAGUGUCAGUUCCAAAAGUUAACAUCCACAGCCUGGUGUUGGACUUCUCUGCUGUCUCCUUUGUUGAUGUUGUGGCUGUGAAGUCCUUAAAACUUGUCAUUAAGGAAUUCUUACGCAUUGGAGUCAGUGUCUAUCUAGCAGGAUGUGAUGAUAACAUUGUCAGAAGAAUGGAGGCUUUAUCUUUCUUUGAUGAUGUUGUGACUAGAGACCUCCUCUUUCUCUCCAUUCAUGACGCUAUCUUAUUCAUAAGACUGGAGGCCGCCAGCAGAAAUGUACAUGAUACCAUAGAAAGCAAGAUUUCUCAGAUGCAGAGCAACAAAGAUCCACCACCUUUCACUGAGGAAGAGGAUCUGAUUGAGACAUAUGAUAACCAACAUCGAGCUAUUCAUGGACUUUCCAACUAA
Chanos chanos (milkfish) is the source of this 2337-nucleotide messenger RNA. RefSeq names its product solute carrier family 26 member 4 (gene slc26a4). The coding region runs from base 1 to 2337 and encodes 778 amino acids. Gene Ontology annotation, biological process: sulfate transmembrane transport. Lineage: Eukaryota; Metazoa; Chordata; Actinopteri; Gonorynchiformes; Chanidae. Gene Ontology annotation, molecular function: secondary active sulfate transmembrane transporter activity. Gene Ontology annotation, cellular component: membrane. The transcript is spliced from 20 exons. The record is from RefSeq and is a predicted model, not a curated record.